GGUUGCGUUCUGCUUUCCUAAUACGUUUGCGAACCCUUGCUGUUUUGUUGGAACUUGAGAAAACACACAGCGUCUCCACCAACAGAUCGGUCCCCCUUGCCACCAACGUGCAUAAUCGAUGCCAGUGGUGCCAGUUCAAGAAGAGGGGUCACACAAACAUUAGUUUGCGCCUUUGCGCGCCGGAUUUAACAAAGAAACGUUAUGCUAUCGAAUUUCACAUCAAAUCCUCGUCCGUAUCGCUUCUUCAUCGGAAUCCGUAGCAUGAGCAUUCCUAGUUCGUAACCAUGAUGUCCAACGAGCAACAACAGCCUGGCGGCGAUAAUGGCCCCAUCAUCAUCGCCCAUGACUUUAAUGCCGAUGACAGCUCAUCAGACCGGGCGACUAGCAUCGCAUCUUCCAGCACGAGCUUGGCAAGCUCGAUCAUGAACCACCGUAUCGAAAAUGGCAGAACCUACCACAGAUAUAAAGAUGGCCAAUACAGCUACCCCAAUGACGAGAAGGAGAAUGACAGGCUAGACCUUCAACAUAACAUCUUCCUUCUCACGCUCGACUACAAGCUUGGUCUUACUCCGCCGGCUCAGCCCGGAUCCAAGGUCAAACGUGUCUUGGACGUGGGAACCGGCACUGGAAUCUGGUGCAUAGAGUUCGGCGAUGAACAUCCUGAUGCCGAGGUUGUUGGCAUCGAUCUGUCUCCAGCUCAAACAGCAUUCGUUCCGCCCAACGUCAAGUUCGAGGUUGACGACCUCGAGGAACCUUGGACGUACCACACAAAGUUUGACUACAUCCACACGCGCGCCAUGACUUCUAGCAUCGCCGACUGGAAGAGGUUCUUCAAGCAAUCUUACAACUUCCUCGAGCCCGGAGGAUACAUCGAGCUCCAAGAAGGCCACAUAAGGCCCGACUGCGAUGACGACACCCUCAAGCCCACCAGCCCGCUCAUCGAGUGGGUCGACAGGCUGGAAGAGGCCUGCAAUAUCUUUGGGCGUCCGUUCAUCAACUGCCCGAGCCUCAAGCCGCUGCUUGAGGAGGUCGGCUUCGAAGACGUCUCGGUGACAAAGUACAAGUGGCCGAUCAACGCGUGGCCCAAGGAUCCUUACUACAGAGAGCUCGGCAUCUGGAACCUCGAAAACAUGCUGGAGGGCGUCGAGGCCUGGAGCAUGGCCCCCUUCACCAGAGCGCUCGACUGGACGAAAGAGGAGGUGAGUGUCUUCCUCAUCAGUGUUCGAAACGAGUUGAAGAACAAGAAUGUGCAUGCCUAUAUUCCCGUGUACAUGAUCCACGCGAGAAAGCCGCUCAAGCCUGCUGAGGAUGACGAAGAGGCGUCCUGAAGAGAAUCGAGGCAAUCCAGUUCUGAAGUUGAUGUGGAAGGGGUUUGAACUUAGCUAGCUAGUGACAAUCAUGUUGGACAUGGUGAUGAUAAAAUGAAUUACACGCUCACAAGUAGACCUGCAACUCGCCGCAAGUUAUCCAAGACUGAUUGACAUUGUCUACUUCAGUCUCAGAGUGUGUAAUAUCCGGGGGUUCGCGUUGAAAGUAAAAGCUCUUCGUAUCAUACUCCUCGAAAACUCAGUAAUUUCAUCAUGGCAUCGGGCGAGAUUGCUUUCACCCACAACAGCCAAUGGCAUAAUUGAUCUUUCGUGUCCUAAACCUCCG
Molecule: messenger RNA, 1653 nt
Organism: Colletotrichum phormii
Lineage: Eukaryota; Fungi; Ascomycota; Sordariomycetes; Glomerellales; Glomerellaceae
Product: S-adenosyl-L-methionine-dependent methyltransferase
Exons: 9
Coding region: 285-1328 (347 amino acids)
Source: RefSeq, a predicted model, not a curated record